GCAGUGCGAAGCUGUACCAACUUUUUGCAAAGUAGGCAUAACCAGCACUGAACACCCUGAUGUAGAAAAAGUAGUGAAACAGUCAACAUGGUAAAACAAGUGUAGGAGAGAGGCUAGAAGAUAGUUUGCCGAAUGAAAUUAGAACCAGAUUAGAAGAGAGACUGGCGAAGACUACGUAAUAUAGAAAAAGAAAUAACACGAAUAUUAGCCGAGAAUUGCUGAUAGCGUGAGAAGCCGGUUAGGAAGGAAUGAGUAAAGAAGAGAUUAUUUAUUUAUUUUUGUGAUUUUUCUUUUCUUCGUUUUACUUUUUGCCUGCUUCCUACCAUUACCGAAGUAGUAGCAUUUAGUGUAUAAGAAUCAUCUGUACGACUAGGUUCUUCUCUCUGUUCAUUUGUAUUUCACACAACUGUUGAUGUUGGCUGCCGUUGUUGGAUCUCUCGAAGUUUUUUUCUGUCUACGUCUUUCGAAGAGGCUUUUGUCAAUGUACUUUCACACACACACACACACUCACACACACACACGCACUCGCAUGCAUAUAGAAGAAAACAACACAAGUAAACAAACAGAUUGCAACUACGACUGCAACACUGAGUUCAUGCUAAAGGUCGUCGAUUCGGUUGUUUGUGAAUCAACGUGAACUACUGCUGUAACGACGAAUGGGUAUUUAUCUGCCGUGCACCUCGGUGAGUGUAACAAGCAUGUGUGGAGUCGGUCAGAGUGUGAAUGAAUAAAUAACUGAAGAUUGUUCCAAUGAAGACGAACCUACGCUUAAAACGAGUGCAUGACUAUAUAUUUGUAUGUAUAUAUAUAUAAUAUAUAUUUUAUACGUUGGAAUAUGUAGGCGUAUACACAUAACAUCGAGCUAGUGUAGUUGGUUGGUUGGUUGAAUGCCCACCCUCCUUCCAGCUUCGAAUGACAUUUACUAAAUUCACUUGAUGCUGAGUCAAUUUCAACCGAACAAAUUACUAUAGAUGCGAUAUUCGAUGCGUGUAUAUAUGUAUACGUGUGAGUGUGUAUACAUACAUCCGAAGGCAUUCGCAAGAUUAAUGACACUCGAUCCUAAAUUUGAACACCUUUCCAGCUAAACGACAUUACCUACUUCAAAGCCAAUGUAUAUAUAUAUGUGAGCCUGAGACACGUUUCACUUUGUGCGUGUGUGUGUGUGUAUAUAUAUCUCAUAUAUAUACAUACAUACACGUGUGUGUAUUUUACUUAGCAUUUCGUUUUAUUCAACUUGUUUUACCACCUGAGGUAAUUUCCACAGAUACCAAAACACGCAUUUUAACAGAAUAAACAUACUAAAAUACAUACACCCACACACACACAUAUUAAUAAUUUCACUGAAACAUAUACAAACACAUUGUUUUCUCAUGUUGUCAUCUACUUUUCCGAUUCAUAACUCCUUUCGUCGACCAAUUCUAUUUUUCUACUGCCGAUCACUCACUGUGAUUGACCGAUUCUCAGAAAUCUCGCGCACACCCACUUAGCACCAAACCGAAGUUUGUAUAUUUAAACACGUCUAUGUUGAAGAUACGGACUUGUGUAGCUUCAUUUGCAAAGAAGUGACCAAAAUGAAGACAAUGCUAUGUGGGAUUAAUAGUAAUAAACGAAGGAUUUUAUUAGUCUUCAUUCUGUUAUUACACACGACUGUCUUUGGAGAAAUACAUCGUGCCAAAAUAUAUUCUUCGAAAAACGGUGGUAUCAGCCAUCAUCAACAGCAUUCCUCAAAGCGUCCCACUCUGUCACAUGGAAACUCUAUUGGUAACAGUAAAGUUGGCGAAAGAGGACAAAUUGGCGAAGUGUCACCGUGCGAAUUGGAUGGAGUUGGCAAUCAAUGCAACGGAAGGAAAUCUGUUACAGGUGGUAAUGACCCAACAUCAUCAGCUUCCUUCUGGGAGACUGACGAACAUAUGACAAAUGCGGAUAUAUAUGUAUGGAUAAAUUCAUUAUUAUGUUCUUCAUUAGUCGGACUUUCGGGGGUUUUACCUCUGUUGGUGAUUCCUAAAGAAGCUGGGGAAUCCCUCCAAGGCGGAACUGCCAGUAACAAUCUUAAACUCUUCCUCAGUUUUGCUGUCGGUGGUUUAUUAGGGGAUGUUUUCCUACACUUAUUACCAGAGGCAUGGUCUCAUGCCAAGUCAUUUGAUGACUAUUUGUGGACAGGAGAAUGGGCCCUAGCAGGUCUGCUUCUGUUCCUUUUCAUUGAAAAAAUUAUGAGUGAUGAGUCUCAAUCUAAGGAAUUGAAAGAAGCUGAAGAGAAAAUGCAUGAUUGCUCAGGGAAAGGAAACAGAACUCCAUCCAAGAUCAAUCACAAAGAGGAAUUAAAUCAUAACCAAAACAAAGAUGUGGCCUUAACGAAACUUUCAGAGCCUGUACAAGAGACUAGAUCUAUAAAGAUUAGUGGUUAUUUAAAUCUUCUUGCCAACAUUAUAGAUAAUUUCACUCAUGGGCUUGCUGUUGGUGGAAGUUUUCUGGUAUGCAAUAAGGUUGGAAUCAUAACAACAUUUGCAAUUCUGGUACAUGAAAUCCCUCAUGAAGUUGGGGAUUUUGCCAUAUUACUGCGUUCUGGUUUCGACAGGUGGAAAGCUGCAAAAGCACAGAUCUUAACAGCCUCAGGUGGACUUCUGGGUACUAUAACAGCAUUGAGUGCUGAUUCCAUUGAAGAAGCAGGUAUGAAGACGGCUUGGAUUCUACCUUUUACCUCUGGAGGCUUUAUUUAUAUUGCUCUUGUGUCCAUUGUUCCAGAACUUGUUGAAGAAACAGAACCAAAGCAGUCAGCGAAACAAAUAAUUUGCAUCAUUGCAGGCAUUGCUUGUAUGCUUCUGGUAACAUUAAUCUUUGAAUAAGAACUACCAUUUCAACCUACAUUGGCAUCUCCUGUCUUUCAAGUUUCCAUCCAUUCAUGUUCCAAAGAUACUUUACUAUGCGCAGAAGACUGCAUUUACUUUCGGUAAUAUCUAUUGUAAGGCAUCUACAGAAAAAACCCCACCAUAUCUAUUCUUCCAGAAUGAAAGAAAUAAAAGAUUGAAGCUACGUUGAUAUAUAUACAUAUAUAUAUAUA
This is a messenger RNA of Octopus sinensis (East Asian common octopus), 3058 nucleotides long. RefSeq names its product zinc transporter ZIP13-like. Lineage: Eukaryota; Metazoa; Mollusca; Cephalopoda; Octopoda; Octopodidae. The record is from RefSeq and is a predicted model, not a curated record. Gene Ontology annotation, molecular function: zinc ion transmembrane transporter activity. Gene Ontology annotation, cellular component: membrane. The coding region runs from base 1572 to 2843 and encodes 423 amino acids. Gene Ontology annotation, biological process: intracellular zinc ion homeostasis; zinc ion transmembrane transport. The transcript has 9 exons.